CACAGGGGCAGACUGACCAUUUGGAAACUUGGGCUCUGCCCGAGGGCCCGGGGUAAGUAGGGGGCCCCAUGAGAUGCCCCUGGUACCUUUUUCAUAGGCUUUUUUGAGUUUGGGCAAGGACACAGGGGCCCCAUGCCCAUCCCCUAUUGCUCGGGGGCCCCAUGAGUUGUCAGUCUGCCCCUGGUCAUACAUGUCUCCUCAUCAAUUCUCACCAGUGCUGCCUCAUUAGUGCAGCCUAUCAGUGCCCAUCAAUGCUGCCUAUCAGU
Messenger RNA from Staurois parvus, 266 nucleotides. Lineage: Eukaryota; Metazoa; Chordata; Amphibia; Anura; Ranidae. The record is from the annotation of a GenBank genome assembly.